Messenger RNA from Dromiciops gliroides (monito del monte), 1313 nucleotides. RefSeq names its product coiled-coil domain containing 97 (gene CCDC97). Lineage: Eukaryota; Metazoa; Chordata; Mammalia; Microbiotheria; Microbiotheriidae. The record is from RefSeq and is a predicted model, not a curated record. The coding region runs from base 145 to 1179 and encodes 344 amino acids. The transcript has 5 exons.
UGAGGACACAGCUUUGGGGCUGGCACUGCACAACCGGAACCAAGGGCCGGAAGCGCCGGCCGAGACAGAGACAGUUUGAGCGCCGCACUCGGGAGCGCCGGAAGUGGGCUCCGAGAGCCCGGAUCGCGACCGAGCGGACUCAGGAUGGAGACGGAAGCGGUUCAGGGUCCCCGAGCAGCAGCUGUCGAAGCCUCUGCAGGCGCCGAGCUCGGGUCCGGGCUGGGAGGGGGCGCCCUGCACUGGGGGGAGCCGAGCGGGGCGCAGCCCGCCAAGGACCCCCAGAGCCGGGGCCCCGGCCAGGCCAAGGAAAAAGAAGAGGAGGAGGAGGAGGGCCAGGAGGACCCCGGCGUCCGGGCCAUGUUGCGCGCCGUGGCCGGCAGCCGCAUCCCCGUGCAGAGCCAGCAGAAAGAUGAGCCCGACUUCACGGAGAAGGAGAAGGUGGCCAUCCUGGGUCGCCUCUACCGGGACAAGCCCCUGGUCUUUCUGGAGAGGUUCCGGAGCAGCCUCCGGGAGGAGCACCUGGCCUGCUUCCAGCACCUGCGAGGGGACUACCGGGCCGACUUCUACUGCGCCGAGGUGCUCCGGGGAGGCGCCGGCCGGGACAGGGCCUCCCGCACCCGGCUGAGGAACAGGCGCUAUGCAGCCCUCCGGGAGCUCAUCCGGGGUGGGGAGUACUUCAGCGAUGAGCAGAUGCGGGCUCGGGACCCCCUGCUGUAUGAGCAGUACAUUGGACAGUACCUGAGUGACGAGGAGCUGGCUGCUCGUUCCCCAAAGACCCUGGCCCCUGACGGCUGCCCUCUGGCCGACCUGCUUCUGCAGUCCUACCAGGAGGGGGUGCUGCAGCGAAGGCUGUUGCAGCAGCAGGAGGAGGAGGAGGCCUGCCUGGAGGAGGAGGAUGAAGACGACGAGGACAACGAGGAGGAGGAGGAAAAUUCCGGGCCUGGGCAGGACGAGGAGGCCUGGGUCCCUGACUUGGAGGAGAAGGUCAUUCUGAGAGAGGAAUUCACCAGCAGGAUGCACCAGCGCUUCUUGGACGGCAAGGACGGAGACUUCGAUUACAGUAAGGUGGAUGACAACCCAGAGUUUGACAACUUGGACAUUGUGACUCGGGAUGAAGAAGAGCGAUACUUCGAUGAAGAGGAGCCAGGGGAGGCACUGACCACAGAGCCUGAUGACUAGAACUCUGGCCCAGACUUGUGCCCCGCCCCCACCCUAGGGGGCCGGGGCAGUGCCAUCGGCCCCCAGCAGGGAGCGCCCUCUGCCAGGCACGGACAUUCUCCCUCCCCUCCCCCCAACAUGACUGAGGAAUCUCA